CUUAAAAGCAUUAUUUCAGAUCUAGUUAGUUCAACUAAUUAAGCCAAAUGAUGCUGCUGCUUCUUUUUUGUUUUUGUUAAUGACUAAGACCGCACCGACUUGUUACUUUUAAUCAAACAUUACGUCUCGCUGAAGCUAGUAAAACUUAACGUACCUGAAAAUGUAAACAGGAGCUAUUUCCUCUUUCGCUUCAAUUAUGACUACUUGGACAGCUUUACAUAGUCCUGGGACCUCUAGGAAGUCUCAUAACCGACGCAUGCGACACAGGACUCUAACAGACACACGUGUCAUUCUCUAUGACCUGACUGUUCUAAAAGAUGAAGGAGAUGACCCAAAGAAUGCUAUAUUAUAUUACUAUCCAGAAACGAUAGAUGAAACAGAACUUUGUAACAUAUUUGGUCAAUUGAUGGGAAUGAUUAAUAUCCAUGAAAAUUACUUGAACUCGCCUCCACGUUCAAUUUACCUUUAUCGAGGAAUGUAUGUGUUCAAGCAUUUCAAAGAAUAUCGGUUGGUCCUUGGAAGUACUCAAAGUCAGAAUGAAUCUGCUCUGUUAUAUCAACUUCAGUUAUUGUAUGAAGUGUUCUGCUUACUACAGGGAAACCUAAAAGAUGUGAAAAAGAAUAUCACUGGCAGAGAUCACGAGGAUUUCUUGAAUAAGCUGAAAUGUGUUUUUGACAGUUAUUUACCAUUAUGUUUCCAAUAUGAUAGUGUUAUUGAACAUUCUUUUCGGACCAUUCCAUCAUUCAAGAUCCCUAAAACAGACUUCUCAAUAUUUAUGGAAGUUGUUACACUGCUGGAAACAAGCCAACGAUGGGCUGGGGUACUUGGAGGAUGUGUACUGUUUAAGAACAAAGUGGUGUACUCACAACUUCCUCUCCAACUAACCAGAACACUUGCUGCGAUUCAUGCAGAUCUACACAAUCUUGAGAGUGAAUCAGUUGAUAUAGGUUCUGUUCCAGAAGGUGGGAGCUUGACAAAGCUAUAUGUAUCUUCUGAUAUCUAUACAAAACUUUAUGAAACAACACUACUUCCUAAUUCUCAACAAUGCAAUGAUUCUAGAAGAUUUUCUGUCACAACUGCUGCAUCAAUUGCUAAUAUAGCAGAGAUUAGUUCAGCAUCCAAACCACUGAUUAAAUCAGCUUUGAGGCCCUCAAAGAGUUUAGAAGUAAAAACAUCAGAAAGUGAGACUGACGAUGACCUUUUGGUGAGAGAUGACAGUGUGGAAUCUGAUGACAAAGAAUCUGCUGCGAAGGCCCUUGCUGAGCAGACAAAAGCCCGGGCUGCCUAUUUCACUCUCAUUUCAGAUUCUACCCUUGAUUCUGAUACUAUACAUUCAAGGACUUCUCUGAAAGAUCUACAACAUUUGCGUACAGCUAGUAUUAGUCUGGACGUUGGAGAAACAUGGCCUGUUAUUAAUGUACGUGUGAACAGCAAAUAUGAAGAGGAUGAUGCUGCGCUGGAAGAAGAAAAGCCUGAUUUGCAGAGAAAAAAUUCAAAACCUCAGAGUCCAAAAGAUAACACAGAUGAAAAACUACUAAUUCAAUUCAAAAAUCGACCAGCUAGUAUCAGCCAAGCAGAAGAAAUUACUGCAAGUAAAAUAAAGUCUUCAAAUAAGAAAGUAUACACUUCUGAUUCUUCUGCUGAGGAGACAAGAGAUACAUCAAAUGCCCUAGCUGCAGACGGUUGUUCAUUAAAUGAUGAAAAUGCCAUGUAUGGCUCCAUGUUGUCCCUUUUGUCAAAGCAAAGUGGAAAGAACAGCAUCAAACCAGCAUUCGUUCCAAAGCCAAGUCUGCCUGAAUGUUCUACUUGUAUCGGAGAUGAAUGUGACUUGAUUCUCUAUGUGCAGAAUAACUCUGAGAGCUCUUCUAUGUUAUUGAUGGAGCCUUCUGUUUGUAACAUGGAGAUGAUACAGACAUUGUGGAAGAUUAUCCUUCCAAAGCUUGGAAACUUGGAUUACCAUUUUAAGAAAAUGGAUCAACACCCUAAAGCAGAAUCUCUCCGAAAACAAGUUAUGAACAGCAUUGUGCUCGAUAAUGUCCAGCAACAGCUUACAGGUUAUGAACGACAGAAACAUCCAAUGGUUGAUGCUGAACUGGAAAAAAUGCUGUUAGAUAUCCAUAAUACUUUUGAAUCAUAUUCUACAGCAACAGAUAUAACAUUAGGAAGUCAUUGUGCUUGUACUUACGGACACAAAAACCCAGCAAUAGAAGCAUUUUUCCAGAAAUCUUUUGAACAAAGUCUUGCUUUUUCUCCUCAAGCAAGUAAUAUGAUCUUUAUAAUGGAAACGCUGGCUCGGAACCAUUUAAGAGAUGAUAAAGAACUUGUAUUGGUCUGAUUUUCAUGUAUUGGUGUGAUUUUCAAGGCCUUGUUUUGUUUUUGUUUCAAAGCUUAAUUAUUUAACCUAAGAUUAUCUCUUUUAAAUUGUUUUUCAAACUUUGCAGAAGUUUGUAGUUUUUUUAUAUGCAGUUUACUUAAAAAUUCGAAUAUUUAUGAAUUUUCAAUAAAAUAUUUAAAAACC
Octopus sinensis (East Asian common octopus) is the source of this 2518-nucleotide messenger RNA. RefSeq lists its product as uncharacterized. The record is from RefSeq and is a predicted model, not a curated record. The coding region runs from base 197 to 2335 and encodes 712 amino acids. The transcript has 15 exons. Gene Ontology annotation, biological process: vesicle-mediated transport. Lineage: Eukaryota; Metazoa; Mollusca; Cephalopoda; Octopoda; Octopodidae.